UUUCACGGCAACUAAAAGAAAAACGCCGUGACGAGAGCUCCGGCGAAAGUUCUUAAAUCUCCAACCAUUCGGUCUGAAUAGUAACCGGAACGAUUCAGAUAAAUCCGAAGAAUGAGGAGGAUGUUUCGGCCAAUGAUUAUGAGCAAUCUGAUUCGAUCUUGCUCGAGAGCUACGCAUCCAAUUGAUCGCACCAUUCCAUCUUCUCCCUCGUCGAAGAUUGUUCGUCUGUUCUCAACCGAAAUGGAACCACAGUUGUCACCAGAUCUUAUUAAGAUAAUGGAUCAGAGACUAUCGGCGAUAGAACACCGUAACGCUAUUCUGCAGAGGCUUAUUAACCAGCCUGAGUACUCACAAGAAGAGUUUUCAAGAGCUAACAAGGAACUUCGGAAGCUGAGAGACUCUAUGGAGCUUAUCACUGCUUUGAGGGCCAUACAAAAGGAGAUUGAUGGGCUGAAGACUCUUGUCUCAGAGAGCUCGGAUGACAAAGACAUGCUUGAUAUGGCUGUUAGCGAAUUAGACGAGGCGGUGGAGGAAGAGAAAAGGCUUCAAACUUUGCUGCUUAAGUCUCUGCUUCCUAAAGAUGAAGCUGAUGAGAGGGAUUGCAUUUUGGAGGUGAGAGCAGGUACUGGUGGAGAAGAGGCUUCUUUGUUCGCCAUGGACAUUUUCAGAAUGUACGAAAGAUAUUCACAGAAGAAAGGAUGGAAGUUUGAUAUUGUAGACAUCACCGAGUCUGAUAUGAAAGGGUAUAAAGAAGCAAGUGCUGCUAUUUGUGGAGCCAGUGUAUACGGAAAGCUUAAGUUCGAGAGUGGAAUUCACAGGGUUCAGCGUAUUCCUAUCACAGAGAAAUCUGGUCGUAUUCACACCAGCGCUGUAUCUGUUGCCAUCCUUCCCCAGGCUGAUGAGGUAGAUGUUCAGCUAAGGAAUGAAGAUUUGAGGAUUGAUACUUACAGGUCUGGUGGCUGCGGGGGUCAACAUGCCAACACAACAAACAGUGCAGUUCGAAUAAUCCAUCAUCCAACUGGAAUUAUGGUCUCCAUCCAAGACGAAAGAUCACAGCAUAUGAACAAAGCCAAAGCACUUAAAGUACUCUGCGCAAAGCUCUAUGAGAUUGAAAGGUUGAGAUUACAGAGCAGCCGUUCAAAGCUACGGUCAGAACAGAUUGGCAGUGGAGACCGAUCCGGACGCAUCCGUACAUACAAUUUUCCACAAGGGAGAGUCACGGAUCAUCGUGUGGGAAUCACUCACCACGCUAUUGAAGAUAUGAUGGAAGGAGAGAAUCUGGACACCUUCAUCGACGCACUUCUCUUACGCCAAGAGAUGGACGCCAUUGCUUCUUUCAGCUCCACUUCAUGAAUACAGAGUUAGACCUAAAUCAAGAACACUUAGCUUGUCAAAAGGGUGUUAGCCAUAGUAAAAUAAAAUAUAAAUUCAUUCAAAGCUAGAAAAAAAAGAGAGGGAGAGAAAGAGGGAG
This is a messenger RNA of Raphanus sativus (radish), 1471 nucleotides long. RefSeq names its product peptide chain release factor 1, mitochondrial. Gene Ontology annotation, molecular function: translation release factor activity, codon specific. Gene Ontology annotation, biological process: translational termination. The transcript has 11 exons. The record is from RefSeq and is a predicted model, not a curated record. The coding region runs from base 112 to 1353 and encodes 413 amino acids. Lineage: Eukaryota; Viridiplantae; Streptophyta; Magnoliopsida; Brassicales; Brassicaceae.